This is a messenger RNA of Neofelis nebulosa (Clouded leopard), 1470 nucleotides long. RefSeq names its product docking protein 4 (gene DOK4). NCBI's taxonomy places the organism in Eukaryota, Metazoa, Chordata, Mammalia, Carnivora, Felidae. Gene Ontology annotation, cellular component: cytoplasm. The record is from RefSeq and is a predicted model, not a curated record. Bases 122 to 1219 code for a protein of 365 amino acids. Gene Ontology annotation, biological process: cell surface receptor protein tyrosine kinase signaling pathway; positive regulation of MAPK cascade. The transcript is spliced from 7 exons.
CCCCCCCCCCCGACGACGGAGUGUCUCGAACAGGUGAUAGGAGGAUCCGGAAACCGAGGCCACCUGGGCAUCCCUCCCCGCUCUCAGCCAGGCCCGGCACCCCAAAGGCAGUGGGGAAACCAUGGCGACCAAUUUCAACGACAUCGUCAAGCAAGGCUAUGUGAAGAUGAAGAGCAGGAAGCUCGGGAUUUACCGGAGGUGCUGGCUGGUGUUCCGGAAAUCCUCCAGCAAAGGGCCCCAGCGGCUGGAGAAGUACCCAGAUGAGAAGUCAGUGUGCCUCCGAGGCUGCCCCAAGGUAACUGAGAUCAGCAACGUCAAAUGUGUCACGCGGCUCCCCAAGGAGACCAAGAGGCAGGCGGUGGCCAUCAUAUUCACCGACGACUCAGCACGUACCUUCACCUGUGACUCAGAGCUGGAGGCGGAGGAGUGGUACAAGACUCUGUCUGUGGAGUGUCUGGGGUCACGACUCAAUGACAUCAGUCUGGGAGAGCCGGACCUCCUGGCCCCAGGAGUGCAGUGUGAGCAGACAGACCGCUUCAAUGUCUUCCUGUUGCCCUGCCCCAACCUGGAUGUGUAUGGCGAGUGCAAGCUGCAGAUCACCCACGAGAACAUCUACCUCUGGGACAUACACAACCCCCGCGUGAAGCUCGUCUCGUGGCCCCUCUGCUCGCUGCGUCGCUAUGGCCGGGAUGCCACACGCUUUACCUUCGAGGCUGGCCGGAUGUGUGAUGCCGGGGAAGGGCUCUACACCUUCCAGACACAGGAGGGGGAACAGAUCUACCAGCGGGUCCACAGUGCCACCUUGGCCAUCGCUGAGCAACACAAGCGCGUCCUGCUGGAGAUGGAGAAGAACGUGAGGCUGCUGAACAAGGGCACGGAACAUUACUCAUACCCCUGCACGCCCACCACCAUGCUGCCCCGCAGUGCCUACUGGCACCACAUCACAGGUUCCCAGAAUAUUGCCGAGGCGUCCAGCUGUGCCGGUGAGUCCCAGCGGUGCCCCACACUCACCUGCCACAAGGUUCUGUGGAGGACCGGGCCUUCUGGGCGGGGGUCCUUUGACCUGCGUCCAAGUCCUGAGCCCGCCUCCGUGUCCACAGGUGAGGGGUACGGGGCAGCCCAGGCCAGCUCAGAAACAGACCUCCUCAACCGAUUCAUCCUGCUAAAGCCAAAGCCUGGCCAGGGGGACGGCAGCGAGGCCAAGACCCCGGCCCAGUGACGGCAGGGCCGGCGUGUGCCAAGGACCGCCGGGGCUGCCUCUUGCUGGGCCGACUGCAGCGUGUUGUGGAGGCCCUCAAGGGGCUGCUGGCCAAGAGCCUGGAGAAGCGGAGCAAGCGAUCCCUUCCUUGCCCCCAGGGUGAGGCUGGACCAAGGCAAAGGGCUGGCCACACCGCCAGAGCAUGUGAGGGGCUGGAGCUACUGUGGGACUAUAUACUGUUAAUGAUUUUAAUAUAUAUGGCUUAUGACAUA